This is a messenger RNA of Loa loa (African eye worm), 2493 nucleotides long. Its product is annotated as ribonuclease P/MRP protein subunit POP1 containing protein. The transcript is spliced from 15 exons. Gene Ontology annotation, biological process: tRNA 5'-leader removal. Gene Ontology annotation, cellular component: ribonuclease MRP complex; nucleolar ribonuclease P complex. Lineage: Eukaryota; Metazoa; Nematoda; Chromadorea; Rhabditida; Onchocercidae. The coding region runs from base 1 to 2493 and encodes 830 amino acids. The record is from RefSeq and is a predicted model, not a curated record.
AUGGAGGAAAGUGAGGAAGAUGAUCGUUGUUCAAGACCACGUGGAGUUAACGUAAUACAUUUAGUGAAAGAACGAGUGAGACAAAUUGCUGAGUUAAUUCAGGCCGUCGACAAUCGUGUGCUGAUAUCGGGAGAGGUGACCAAAGGACCGCGUACAGCAGUGCAACGUUUGCCGCGUCAUAUGCGUCGUCGUGCAAUGUCCUAUAACAUCAAACGUUUCCCACGCAUGCAACGUCGUUUUGCAAUUUCAGCAGUUGCAGCUUCGAAACAUCGUCAAAAACCACCUAGUCGUUUUUGGAGAAGGCGACCAAGAAACUUACUUUUGAAUUAUAUCAGACGCCAACGAAAGCAUGUAUGGCUUGAAACACAUAUAUGGCAUGCAAAACGUUUUCGAAUGAUUCAAAAAUGGGGCUACAAUUUACCGUUCUGCAGUUACCAACGGGCUUUUCGACCGUCGCAUCGUGACGCAAUGAGGCAUUGUGUUGUUCGAGACGUUAGCUUCUUGCAUUGUUUUCAGAUAAUUGGAACUAGUCAAGCAGCAAUAAUUGAGCUGUUGCGUAAUAUUUGUGCACCCGAAGCUGGUGCAACAUUUGCCUUCAAAACUGCCUUAGAUGGUCAUUUUGAAAUGCCAGUUAUGUUGUAUGAACCAAGCGAGUAUCCGCGUGGUUUUAUUUCACCUGCUAGAUUUUUAUGGAGUAGGCACAGGACUGAUGAAAAAUACACGUUGGUUAUCUGGACACAUCCGUCUUCCAGUAAAAAUGUAUUAUCGAAAUUUAAGGAUCUGCUAAAAUUGGAAAAGCAGGACCAAGCAGUAGAUUUUGUAGAAAUAGAUAAAGUACCACGCAGUAUCGAUGAAUGGAGGCUACGUAAUUUGCAGAUAAAGACGGAUGUCUACGUAAAUGGUGAAGGUCUAAAACUAUUGGAUUUAAGUGAUCAGCUGGUUCGGUUCAGAUUAUAUGGUCCUAAAUCAUUUGAAAUACUACGCGAAGUUCUUGCGGUUGUCGAAGAAAAUGAUCUUCAGGAUUCAUGGAUGAAAGAAUUCGUAUCAAGUAACCAGUACUGGAGAAAUGAAUGCAGCAAGCAUACUCCCGGUGAAUUUCCCGAUGGCACUGUUUUCAGUUUACUUGUGGAAGAUCCUAGAUUAAGUCGACCGUUGAGGAAGAUGAAGCCAACUGAAACUGAUGGGUGUUCAGCAAAAUCGUUAAGCGUAGACAGUUUGCCACUUCCACCAAACGACUUUUGGAAUGCUGAAAUCCGAAAAAAGGUUCUUGAAAAGAAACUAACGGAAACGGAUUUGCAAAAGAAGCGGAAUACGCAGCUGCAGCCAGUGAAAACAUCUGAAGCUAAGAUACCGAUAAUCUUAGUAGUUCGAAAUACGGGUACAGGGACAACAAGUCCUUUCACUGGUUUGGAUCUCAUAACACCAUCCGGCUUUGGCUUGGAAUUUUGGCUUGCUCUGCAGUAUGGUACUGCAAGGAGUGUUGGAUUGAAGGAUCAGAAAUUCCUAGAACUGGAAUCAAGCCGUUUUAAUUUCCCUGCUGAUGUACCAGAUUGUGAUGCUGGUCUUAACGAAUUCAAAGAAGAGUACAUUAACCUUCAGGAAAAGUAUAUACGACGGCCACACAAUCGCCGAGUGAAGUAUUGGAGCAACUUGUCAAUCAAAUAUCCUUUCACAUUUCAGUUCUCUGAGUUAUCUCACGACUGGCUCGAGAAUUCAGGCUCUAAGGGUACUGCAUAUGUUAUACGUGAUCAUCGAACACUGAUGUCUAUUGAGAAAUGGUUGGUCGGGAGAGGACCAAUGCCGAAAGAAUCCAUUAUGAAUUCUGCAGCAUUAGUACCUGUAUCUCUUAUAUCAACAACACAAGGUCGCCCACAACGAUUUGCGUUGAUAUGUGCACCAAUCGAUGAGGAUUUUCUAACUGUGGCAAAACUACCGAAAGGGGACAAUGCUAUAAAAAUCAUUGAACAUCCGCGGACAAGUACCUUGAAACCAAUUUUUGGUAAUAAGGAAGAUGAAGAAGAUCAAAGGAAUGAAGUAGGACUAGAAGAUUUUAUUUCGUUGGAUGUUACAGCAAGUGAAAAACACAUAUCGUUAAGCUCACUUUUUCCUGACAAAGAAAUGCUACGGAAGCAAAAAAUUAAGAGGAAAAAGAAAGAGAAAAGAGAAAAAGCGAAAGCAGCCAAACGAUUGAGAAAAAAUCCGGAAAAUAAUCAGGGGACUUCCACUUCUAAACAGCUAACAAGUGGUACGGAAGAAUUGGAAAAGGAAGAAAUGGAAUUCAUAAAAUACAAUAGCAGCUGCUCCAGGCCUAUUAUUGGCAGGAUUGUACGCGGUGAUUAUUCAUUCGUACAUGGGAGAGGCUUUGCUAUCGGGUAUUGUUGUUUACCGGCUUUGAAACAACUUUAUCAUGGUGUUGUAUUAUUCCGGAAUAUUACAUCCAGAUGCUAUCAUCCGGCUCGAAUCACCCUUAUUAAAAAUCAACUGGACUUGUAA